AGCUGCCGUCAGCCCACCUGACACCACAGCACGGCGGAGACGAGCGGACAGGCAGCACCGGCCAGCCUCCCGGUUCGCAUCACAACAAACCGCGUCCUGGAGGGGAAUGGGGGGCCACCUAGCCCGCUAGCUAACCGACUACAUUUCCUAGAAGCGGAAGGCGCACGGUCGGCGGUCCUCCAAGAUGGUAUCGUGGAUCAUUUCGAGGAUAGUUGUCCUCGCCUUUGGGACGCUCUAUCCAGCAUACUCCUCAUACAAGGCUGUCAAAACGAAGAAUGUGAAGGAAUAUGUGAAGUGGAUGAUGUACUGGAUAGUAUUUGCGUUGUUCACCACAGCAGAGACAGCCACAGACCUGCUCCUAUCAUGGUUUCCAUUUUACUUUGAGCUAAAGAUUGCCUUUGUGAUCUGGCUCCUUUCCCCAUACACCAAGGGCUCCAGUGUCCUCUACCGCAAGUUUGUCCACCCGACCCUGUCAAACAAAGAGAAGGAGAUAGAUGAGUACAUAGCACAGGCCAAAGACAGGAGUUACGAGACCAUGAUGAGGUUUGGAAAGAGAGGCCUCAACCUGGCUGCUAAUGCUGCUGUCACUGCAGCCACCAAGGGUCAGGGUGUGCUGUCAGACAAACUGCGGAGUUUCAGCAUGCAGGACCUGACUCUCAUCAACGCUGACGAUGAGCUGGCUCUGCACACUUCAGACACGCGCAUGAGACGGGACCCCAUGGAUGAGAUGAGCUCGGGGGCCAGCACGCUGCCCCGGGCCAAGAGCAGUGCUGCACGGCAGACCCGCUCGUUGGCAGCAGCGUCCCUUGCUGAUGACACGUCAUCCCAACACAGCUCUGACCAGUCAGACACGAGGACUGAACACUCUGAUGAAGAUGUAGGAGACAAAGCCCCCAAACGUGGGACCAGCGUCAAGGCAACCAAGAAACCUCCUGCUGCUGCUAAGACAGAGACUCAAACUAAGACGGUGAAGAAGCCGACAAAGAAAAAGACCACGACUAACAAUGCAGAGACGCCACCAUGAGGCCUGCUGUCCACAUCCACCCCCCUUACACUCUCUCCACCCACAGCCUGCAGGCUCUUCUUUCUAAGUUUGUUCUCCACACAAACACAUAUACACUAUAUAUAUAUGUAUAUGUAUAUCAAUCACAGAAAUUGCAUCACUCUUGCUAGUUUUUAGAGCAAAGUGCAGAUUUAGUUGUGGCCGCCUUUAUGUAGGAACAUCUCUUUUACAUUUACUGAGUUGUUGUAUAUUUUAUUUCACACAGAUUUAACAGCUGGAGAUGUUUCUUGGACUUUUUCUUUUAUAGUCUGAAGAUGGUUAAUCCUCCUUUUUCCUUUAACCCCAAGGCAUAUAUGUAGGUCCUAAACAUAGCUGAUAACAUGAGCUGGCCAUGUGCAGUUUUCCAAUUUCAGUGAUGUUACUGAUUCAUGUUCUGUUACUGGCAGGUUGACAUUUUUGUUGGAAGUAUUUCUAGUAAAACAUUAUGUUCUUCAAGCCUAGUUCCCCAGAUUUGGGUCCUCUAUGUAACCUCUAGAUGCUGGUUGAAAAAUCUCAUGCAGGCCACAGGUCCAGAUGCAUCUUCAUCUUGACCUGGCCGUGAUGGUAGAAAUCCUCAGACACAUCACCAAAACAGCUGACUUUAAUUGAUCCUGAGAUUUUUUUUUUUACCAAGGAGUAAGACGGGCUUGAGAUCAAUAGUAGACAUCCUUAAUGCUGUUUCAGACCUCAUCGUUGCCACUUUUUCUUUUUUUUUUUUUUUUUAAAUCCCUAAAAUUUGAACCUCUUUGACAGGAUUUUUGGCCUUACAGUUUGUGGAAGAGUUUAAAGUUUAGCUUCCCCUCAUCAAGUCUGUUUACCUCUGAGUGAGUCUGGCUCUGCUAUGUUCAGGUCUCACUUACAGCAGCCUUCUUUCUCACUGCUUUAAUGUGACUUUGAAGUCAUGGACAGUGCUGGUGAUGGAGUGGAGUUUGUUUAGUGUUGGCUUAGUUAUCCAUCAUCUAAGCAUCGCGCUCUGAAGUUGUAUUUAUUCAUGAUCAUUUAUUUAUUGCGCUUCUGUUUUAUCCAGUUCUGUUAGUCAUGUAAUAUUAGGAAUAAAUAUGAUCAUAUACCUGGAAUACCUGGGCCUCCCGAGGCGAUGCUGUAACUGAGUGAUGAUAGCGCUCUCUCCCAAUAAAUACAGUAGUCGUAGAUGAGUUGCCAGUGUUUGUGAGGUAACGAAUCUGCUUUUGGUGACGUCUGUAUAUUGUUUGUGUUUAACAUUAGAAAGUUUUACCCAACUGCGUGGUGACACUUUGACACUUUGCCUCACUAGGAAAAAAAAGCCGGUUAAAGCAAAGCAAUAUGGAAACAAUUCAAGCCAAACCAACAUCAGGAAAUUGUGUGAGAAGUAUUUUCUCUCCCCCAUGCUUUUGUUUCAGAUGUGGGGGGAGUGGGAGUAUCAGACCAGGCUGUGGGUGUUUCUAAAACACACUGGACUUUAGUUUUUUGAGGAGCCUCCACGUGGGGCACGGUAUCUUCUGAGAGCUGUGCAGUGGGAGAUUUAAAAGCAUGAGACUACUUCUGCACUCAUUACUGCGGUUUGCAGCGUGAUACUAGUAUGAACCAAUAGGUGGAGACAAAGCCCAACUCAACUGUUGGCAAAGUUACUAAACAAAAUGUAAACACAGUGUAAAUAGUAAAUUUAACUUGUAUAUAGAGUAUGAGCUUGCUUGCCUUAUUCAUUCUCUGGGCUGACAUCCGUUUAAUUUCUUAAUCAUUUGUGUGUGUUUCUUUUUUAAAUAACAUUUACUUGUCUUUUCAUGAGACAAGACAUUUUAACUCUUCUCCAUCACAAAGUAGGGAAUUUCCAGACUGAGUUUAAACUGGUGUUUGUACGUUUAUGUCCUGUUAUAAAGCGUUUAAAGGCCACAAGUUCUUAGUUUAAUGUUUGCACUGAAUAAAGAGAAGACAUCACAUAAUUAGAGAACGUUCUGUUUUACCAACAAACAACUCAGCAUUUUUAUCUUGUGUCAUUUUUGAAUAUUUAUUGAUUAUUUUGUGUUUAAAAUCAGUAUUGUAUACAGGGAUGUUCAUUUGUAUAUUGUUUGUGCCAAUUCUCAGAGCUCCACGUCAAAGAGGAUAACAGUAUGAGUGCUGGGACAAUGAUAUCUAACAAGGUCAUGUAUCAGUAAUAAAGCUACUAAUAAAGAAAUUAAAUCGGUGUGUUAUUGCCUGUUGUACAGCUGAACUCUGGAGGCUCACACUGACUUGGUUUAGUUUCUCGUGGGUUCUGUUCUUCCUGUAUUAACACAACCCAGCCUUUCUCUAUUUUCUCACCU
Molecule: messenger RNA, 3321 nt
Organism: Toxotes jaculatrix (banded archerfish)
Lineage: Eukaryota; Metazoa; Chordata; Actinopteri; Toxotidae
Gene: reep2
Product: receptor accessory protein 2
Exons: 8
Coding region: 185-1024 (279 amino acids)
Biological process (GO): endoplasmic reticulum tubular network organization
Cellular component (GO): endoplasmic reticulum tubular network; cytoplasmic microtubule; endoplasmic reticulum membrane
Molecular function (GO): microtubule binding; taste receptor binding
Source: RefSeq, a predicted model, not a curated record